GAAUAACCACAUUCCUCUGUAGCACUCCUCCUCUCUUAGACUGCAAGUGUUUAAAAUGCGAGGUGGUAAGAAGAGUACUUGAGAGGUCUUGUGCACAGGCAGGAUAGGGGAGGGCUUCUCUUGGCAGGGCACAAUGGAAUCUUUCACAGUGGGGGACACUGUUCCUCCUCCUGCUGCUACAUGGGGCAUAACAAGAAGCCAGUCUUGUUUUUCAGUAGAGAUUUAGUUUCUAUCCCCUUCAUAUGCCAUUAGUGUCAGUGGUCUUUGGCUCACAACAUCUCCGGGUUGCUGUGCUGGCUUGCUGAAGUAUUCUGAGAUUUGGGUGUCUGAGGAGAUCCAGGGCAGGUUUUCUUUCUGUCCUUUAGAGGAACAGAAGCGACUCAAGGUAAAGGCAUGCAUGCUCGAUUUUUGUUUUGCUCUGCUCAUCCAAUACCAACGUCAAAAGGCUAAUGGAGUAAAUGACUAAACUUGCUGUUGGAAGUCAUUGCAGUGUGUGUGACCGACUCUGCAAGUCAGAACAAAGGAGAAAACCUUUUUAAACUAAAAUAACUGUGUCUUGUAUAGCUAUCAACACCACUGAUGCUUGAAUAUUUUUAAAUCAUUUAUUAAAUUAAAAAAUAACAAUAUAAAAAAGCAAGAAAAAGAAGACUUUUCUGCUGAAAGUGUUGGAUUUAAACUAGCUUGUAUUAUCUAAACAUCAGAGGUGCCUGUGUAAACAAACAUCUUUUUAAAAAGGGAAGGUGGUAUGUGGGGUUCAUGCGGGGUCGUGGUGUUUGGAUUGGAAGCUUUUCAUCUGAUAGAGCCGAAAGGUGAACAGGGUUUGUUUGCCUGCAGCCAGAAGAAAGAAAAGUAAAAAAAAAAAAAAAAAAAAAAACGCACGCAUGUUCAAAUCCACAGCGUGCUGGUUUUGAAUGGAGGACCUUCGGGAGUGACACCUAUGAAGGCAGGUUCACUGCAGCGCAAUAGGACUGUUUACUGUAUCUCUGUCACGCUGAUUAGGAGUGAGCAGGGCCGGCUGUGGGAGGCGGGGAAAGACAAUGCUCAGCUUGCCUCGGCAGCAGAUAGGAGCGCCUCCUGGGAGCAGUAGGGAGUGUGCUUAGUCUCUGGAGGUAGCUCGGGGCAUAGAAGUCCUUCAGGAUCCCCAUGCAAGCUCAGUCUAAACACUGACAUUAGAGGCAGAGCGAGGAGUGGCUGUGUCAAUGCUGGCGAGGAAAAAAUGAAGGAGGACAGGUUUAUAGAACGGAAUAACUCUUUGAAAAACUUAGCAGAGGCAACCCAGGAAGGAAUCCCUCUGUCUCCUCCACUGCAGGAGCGGCACUGGAACGACUGCCGUUCAGUCGGUCGGGAUGAUCCAGGAGAGCUUUCCCUUUUGGACUCUCCCCCACUGCCCGAGCAGCAGCAGCAGGAUUCUGCAUGUCCCUCAAGUCCCGGGCAAGUUAAGCUCAGAAGAGCACUUCAGAACCAGCCUUCUUACGACAGGAGGGCUGUGAGCAUGUACAGCGCCCCCAGCAAAGUGGAGUCUGCAUUGCGAGCCACCCAGGUGAGGCAGGGGAGACCCAAGAGUAUCUGUAUGGUGGCGGGUGGCAGGACAGUGGCUGGAUUCAACUCUGAACCGACCUCCCCACCCCCCCAGCCACACAGCACAGUGAGCAGCCUAAUUGAGCUUCUUAGGCAGCAAAAAGUAAAGGAAAUGGAUCUUCAUGCUGGGUGUGCUGGUAACGCCAGCAAGAACCCAGGAGAGGCCACUAAGGUUCUGGUCUUCCCCCAGGAGGUAUCCUUGAGGCCGAAACCAAAGGGCAAGCGCAGAACGGUCAGCAUGACCUUCUUGGAGAUCAACAAGGUGGUCCCUCAGGUAGAGCAGCUGGGCUUCGAGGAUGAUCUUGAGUCGGAAAGCUCCUCCAGCUUCAGCCGGACCAGCAGCAGCUCCAGCUUCCUGAGGUCUGGAUUCCGCUGGAAGAUGUUUGGGAAAUCUGCCGGGGAAGACGGGAAGUCGCCCCAGCAGGGCACGAAAGAGGAAAGCCCAAAAAGGACCCUGGCAUCUUUCAGGAGAAGUCUGAGCUUCAGAAUAAGGAGAGGGCUUAAUAAAGGGGAAAGCGAGGAGACGGAUGGCCGCAUCCGUGCGAAAAGCGAUGGUGAUGCCAAUCUCUAUCCCCAGCGCCCCUUCUCUUAUUUGAACGGAGGACUCCUGCCACCUCUUCCUGGCAAGACAGGGUCCCCCACAGAGGAUAGUGUGUUUCACUACAUGAGGUACCAGAGCAAAGGGAAGCUCAAAGUCCUGGAGAUCCCUGUUAACCCCAAGCUCUCCAAACCCUGCACAGACGAGCCUAGCGUGUGGAGGUUGCUGACUGAGCGUUUUAGGAAAAAGGAACAAUCUCCCUCCGAGAAAUCUGAAAUAAACUUUCAUAACACAGAGCCUGUAAAAAUCCCCCUGGCCAGGAAAGAGAGACCAGAACUUGUUGUUGCCAUAGAGACUGUUAUUGGCACACAAUGCAGGGAAACUCAAGACUCCUUUGUGAACAGCCAAGAAUGGACGUUAAGUCAAUCCGUACCAGAGCUCAAAGUGGGUAUUGUAGGCAAUCUAUCAAGCGGGAAAUCGGCACUGGUCCACAGGUACCUGACUGGCACAUACGUACAAGAGGAAUCCCCUGAAGGUGGCAGGUUUAAGAAGGAGAUUAUUGUCGAUGGACAGAGUUACCUCCUUCUGAUCAGAGAUGAGGGGGGCCCCCCUGAACUACAGUUUGCCGCCUGGGUUGAUGCUGUGGUCUUUGUCUUCAGUCUGGAAGAUGAAAUCAGUUUCCAGACAGUUUAUAAUUACUUCCUGCGGCUCUCCAGUUACCGAAACACAGCCGAGGUCCCCAUGGUCCUUGUUGGCACACAAGAUGCAAUCAGUGCUGCGAAUCCCAGAGUUAUUGAUGACUCCCGGGCGAGGAAACUAUCCAAUGAUCUGAAACGAUGCACUUACUACGAGACCUGUGCCACGUACGGUCUCAAUGUGGAACGAGUGUUCCAGGACGUUGCCCAGAAGGUGGUAGCUUUAAGGAAAAAGCAGCAGCUUUCUAUUGGUCCCUGCAAGUCUCUGCCAAACUCUCCCAGCCAUUCCUCCGUCCCCUCCUCCUCCUCCUCCAUCCCCUCAGUGCACAUUAACCAGGCGACCAAUGGCAGUGGCGGGUUCAACGAUUAUUCCUCUUCUGUCCCAUCAACUCCCAGCAUCAGCCAGAGAGAGAUGCGGAUCGAGACCAUUGCGGCCUCCAACACACCCACUCCUAUCCGCAAGCAGUCCAAGCGCCGCUCCAAUAUCUUCACAUCUCGAAAAGCCAGCGAGCAGGCAAAGAGCGUGGACUGUAAAACAGACAACAUUGGAAGUGGACGGGCCAUUCCUAUAAAACAGGGUAUUCUCCUCAAGAGGAGUGGCAAGUCUCUGAACAAGGAGUGGAAAAAGAAGUAUGUUACGCUGUGUGACAACGGUGUCCUCACCUACCACCCCAGCCUACAUGAUUACAUGCAGAACGUCCAUGGCAAAGAGAUUGACUUGUUGAGGACGACAGUGAAGGUACCUGGAAAACGACCCCCGAGAGCUGUGGCUACAACAGCUCCUACUGCCAGUCCCAAAACCAACGGGCUCACAAAGGACAGGAGCAACCUGCAGCUAGUGCCAGGGAAUACUGGGGCCCCCCACUCCACCAGCAGCAGCUCCCUGCAGUCAGAGCGCUCGGUCAGUGGCAUCAACCUAGUGGCCUACAGCGCCAAGCCCGACGGGAUGCACCAGCGCUCCUUCUCAGUGUCCAGUGCUGACCAGUGGAACGAGGCCGUCAUCACCCCCAGCAGCGGCACCGGCGCCGCUAAUGGGACAACAGACUCUCUGUGCUCCAGCCCCAUUGUGUCGAGCACAAAUAGCCCAAAGCUGGAGCCCCCACCGUCGCCCCACGCCAGCCGCAAGAAACACAGGCGGAAAAAGAGCACGGGUGCAACAAAACCAGAUGGGCCCGCGACAGGCAACGAAGAGCAAGAGGAGUCAUUUGAGUUCAAUAUUGUGUCGCUGACUGGUCAGAUGUGGCAUUUCGAGGCAUCCACCUAUGAUGAGAGGGAGUCUUGGGUUCAGGCUAUUGAGAGCCAGAUCUUUGCCAGUUUACAGUCAUGUGAGAGCAGCAAAAACAAGUCCCGGUUGGGUAGUCAGAGUGAUGCACACGCCAUCCAGUCAAUCCGUAACGUAAGAGGGAACAGCUUCUGUGUGGACUGUGAAGGGCCUAACCCAGACUGGGCCAGUUUGAACCUCGGUGCCCUGAUCUGUAUCGAAUGUUCUGGAAUCCACCGGAACCUUGGCACGCACCUGUCACGUGUGCGCUCUCUGGACUUGGACGACUGGCCAGUGGAGCUCAGCAUGGUGAUGAUGGCUAUCGGCAACGCCUUGGCGAACAGUGUCUGGGAGGCCUUGGUUGAGGGCUACACCAAACCCACUUCAGACAGCUCCAGGGAGGAAAAGGAGUGCUGGAUCCGGGCAAAGUACGAGAAGAAGUUAUUUUUGGCGUCGUUGCCCCAGUCCGAUGUGCCCCUGGGACAGCAGCUGCUCCGGGCCGUGGUGGAGGAUGACCUGAGGCUGGUGGUGCUGCUCCUGGCCCACGGCUCCAAGGAGGAGGUGAACGAGACCUACGGGGACGGGGACGGAAGGACCGCUCUGCACCUGUCCAGCGCCAUGGCCAACGUGGUCAUCACGCAGCUGCUGGUCUGGUAUGGUGUGGAUGUGAAGAGCAGGGAUGCCCGUGGCCUGACCCCACUAUCCUACGCACGGAGAGCUGGCAGCCAGGAGUGCAUUGACAUCUUGAUCCAGCACGGCUGCCCCAACGACAACUUCAUUCCCAUCCCCACACCCAACCUGUCCCGCCGCAACACCAACAACAAUGCCCAGUGCGAGCUGAACCACAGCGCCAGCAUCAUGUAGCCAGGGUGGGGAGGGAGGGGGGCAGAGGGACAACAACCACCUGUUACUCAAAACAUCUGACUUGAUCUCACCCAGCCCCUCCCCUCCCACCAAGCCUCAUCUUAGUUAACAGACUUGCCCUAUAUUAUAAGGAGAGAAUUACAGCAGUCAGUGACAAGGGAAUAAGUGACAUUACUUUUACUGGGGCUUCCUUCCAUUCUGAAGUUAACCGCUGAACUUCAGGGUACAUGUAUCUUUGAAUCAGUUUAAAUUAAAGAUGAAACAGUGCUAAAACACUACACAGAUACUUAAUGGGGAAAAAUACUCUGAAAGACAAACUUCAGCCAAGAAGCUUUUUUUGUUAUAUAUACUAUAUAUAGUAUUGGGGAAACAUGACUUAUUUUUUUUUAUUUUUAUUUUUUUCAUCAAGCUAAAUCAGGGUUCUCAGCUGGAUUCUAAUCCACAAAAAUCCUUUUCUGCCUCAGCUUUCAGGACCUCCCCUGGUGUUUGACCCUCAGCACCUGUCCUUGCCCUGUGAUUGCCAUGGGAUCCUUAUUGUGCUGAGAUAAAUACACUGCAGUCUUCUCGUUCCAGACGGAAGCUUUUUGUGAUAUUACUGGACAUGUUCAGGUGGCUUGCUCUUCUGUGUUUUUAGGGUCUGUAUCCAGUACCAAUUUCAUCAAACAUACCGUUUUAUUGACGUUUUGUGCUGUGCGCUGUGUUCACCGCUUCUAGGUAUUGUACCAUGUUAUCAGUUUUAUUGUCGAGUUGCACUAUGUCUUCUCUUUCCAAAGCUUUAUCCCAGUAGUUAACAUACUGUGUUUUACUGCAUACCUAUUCUGUAUGUUGUCAUAUUGUCUUCCUGGAUGUGUGAUAUUCAGCAUUGAUUGCGUUCCUUAACUGAGCAGGACUGUAUUUACCCCUUCAGCUUUAGUACAGUGGAAAUCUGUUUUUUGUGUACUGUGUUUAUUUUUGUUGUUGUUGAGGUAAAACCAUUUAAAACAAACAAAAAAAAAAAAGUAGACAAACAGCAGGAUUAUAUCAGAGCAUUAAUUUCUUCUAGGUUUACCUGAGUAUUUCCGAGUGUUUUUAAAGUUUUUUUUUUUUAUUAUUGUAAUGCUAUGCUCAUCUCCCAUCACUUGUUUACCACUACAGCUGAGCAGGUAGGAACACUAAUGCUUUAAAAAAAAAUCAUUAGGAGUUUGGAUGGUCCCGAGUUCUGUGCACAAAUAGAAUCCCUGUCCUUGCUCUUCCUGACAGAGAGAAUGUGUGUGCUGACCUUUUUGCACUGCCUAAAGGUGUUGUGGUCUUGUUGAAAUGUUUAGGCUUGCAACACCUAUUCUAAAGACUGUGUUCAUUCAUGCCCUUCUGUUUUAUAAGUAUAAAGUCUCGAAGCUUAUUUGAAACAUAACUUGUUCUUCCACCUGCACUUUUAAAACCAAAGCCAUGCUUGACUUGUGUAGCGUUUUGUACAAGGCAAGACUCACGUGUCAGAAGUGAUUUUAACUGAUUUAUUGCAGAAGCUGGACUUACGCUGCAGUACUAUAGUGCACUUCACUGUUAUGUCAAUCUCCCUUCAUUUUAGGAAAUGGCAAACUCCCAAAGAUCAUUUUAUAGCUUGUUUUUCUUUUAUACUGUAAUUAUUUUUUGUAUCAUUUUUGUCAGCUUCUUACCAAUAUUAUGUUAUUUUUCCUCUAAGUGGGAAGGCUGUAUCCCUGCCUUGUGUGAACCAUGUGGUUAUUUCUGCACAGAACUAAGGAACAUUCAGAAAACUCACGUGCACCUGUGUUAUAAGAUUGGCACACUAUUGAGGAAUUAACGAUUGCAAUUGCAUCCAAUUUAUCAAUAGGUUAUUGACUAUGCAAUCAUGACCUUUGUGAUAUACUCACAGGAGCGGAGCAAUCACUUCUCUGUUGCCUUGUAAGCAGUAAGACGAAGUGAAUGAUCUAUUUGAGGUGCUUCAAAGUGUUGCAGCUGAAUGGUUGGAGUGAUUUGUUUACUCUGCAGUUACUGGAAGCUGCUUGAUAGCCUCACUAGAGAGGACUGUUUUAUAUAUUUGGUUCUUUGUUUUCAGGUUUUAUCAGAUUUUCACCCCAAAUCCUGCUUUUCUUUGUUGUUUUUAUACAAUUCCCUCCAUGUUUUUUUCUGAAUUGAAAAUUUAAAGUAUAACACAAAGUAAUUCUUGUUAGUUCCUUUUUGGGUACUGAUCCAUCAUAGUGCUUUCACAAGUGUUUAAAGGUUCUACAUCCUGCAGCGCCAUAGAGAUUAUUUAAAUGAAGUUUAAAAGAUUGAACAACAAUUUUAGGGACUAUGAAUACUUGUUUGUUUGUUCUUAAAUGUUCACAAAUAAGGUUAAGCACAUCUGUUGCAUUGUUCUGCCGUUUUAAAAUGUAAACUGUAGAACAUUUUCACCUGGAAAUCAAUAGAAGAAACUGAUUUUCUUCUGUUUUUUAAAGAUUAAAAAUGAAGACAAUAUAAAAAUAGAACACCCGGGGGGGGGAAAAAAAGAAAGGUUGUUGGUUUUCAAUCUGUGUUUUUAGUACUAAAAACCUUUGGUUUUGCACUAUGCAAAUAUAUCAGAAAUUACUUCAACAUGCUCCAUGUUGGUUUGAGGAAUUGUAACCAAAGCUAUCGGUGGGCUUUAUUCGUUAUGCAUUAUUUUACUCUUGAAUAAUUGAUCAGUUUGUUUUGCAGUAACAUCCCCAAGACAACCAAAGUGAUUGUUCUGAAGGUGCUUUGAUUACAAAUCAGAGGGCUCAAUCUGUUUAUCCAGCAGUAAGGUGCUUUAACCUUUAACCAUUGUUUCUUUCAAAUCAUGUUCUAAUUUAUUCUGAGGUACCCUGAUCAGUUUAAUCAGUCCGUCAUUAUCCCUGUAGGAGAUUCUCUCGUAUGUUAUACAUGGCAUAUUAAACAGUAAAACACAGUGCAAACACUACCACAUGCCAUACAGUAUUUGUAACACAGGAUGAAAAAAUGACAGUAGCAAAGCAACCUUUGUAGAGAAAUGUACUUGUUACAGGAUCUUAAAUUUCUAAGUGUGAAAUAAUUUUGAAGGGUUUGGAUCUGUAGGUGGAUAUGAUGGGAAACAGGUUAGAUUCUAAGUAUAUCCCGGUACACAGCCACGCCUAAUAAUCAGUGACUGCUCUCAUUCAAUCAUCAGCUGCAAAAUGCAGAACUGCUAAGAGUGUAGGGAUAUAGAUUAGAGGAAGGGGCAUGGGACUAGUGGACAUGCAGGUAGGCUCCUGCAUUAGCUAUUGUAAACUGUGUGUGUGCGUGCAUCGGAGAGAGAAAGAGGGGGUGUGAACGAGUGAAUGCAAAUUCAUUCAGAUUAAGCAAGAAAGGUUUAAAACAGUGUUGUAGUACAAGUAGCGUCAUCCUAUACAGGACUGUGUUUUGUAGUCAACUGUUCUGCCCGAGACAUCCUUUGAAACUUCAACACCACAGAAGUAACAUCCAGCAGUAUGGAGACAUUGUAAUGACAAGAGGGUUGUCUGUUUUAUAUUUCUAUUUUCCUUUUAAUAUAAAUAGAUUACUAUUUUACAGUUCAGUAGCAAUUGCAGGUUGUGUCGAGAGCACAUCUAAAUGUCCCAACAUGUGAUAAAAGCAAUCUUGUUUUAAAAUAAAGCUACAGAUACAACUGACCACCCAAGGGACUGAGUUUAGGAAUGAGUUUACAAUAAAAAAAAAGAAUGCAAAAAGUUCAGUAUUGCUUCCAAAUAAAUCACAUGUCCUAUAUUGAUCUGCUCUGGAAGCUAUUCGGGGAAAAAAAAACCCAAAAUGGAGACUUGGAAUGUGCUAGUGAUGGGGGAAUCUCCAGUGGCACAUGUCUACAUGUUUGUUUGUUUUUUGUCCUCUACCAAAUAGUACAGAGUUGAAAUUCUACACGUUCUGGUUCUGAAAUGCACACCUUUCGAAGUGAACUAGCAUACAUUUCAUUUGACAGACUUUGUAAAAACAGAUAAGCAGUGGACCAGCAACCCAGUGCAAUUUCAAAACUGAUAAAGGUGUGUUUAGCCAUCAGGUUUUCUUUCCUCUGCAGAUGUAUUUAUUGUUCACCUGGCCAACCAGGAACUCUCAGUAAAGCACCAUGGCACAGCCUGCUUUACACGAUUCAUUCCAAGUAAAAGUAAUUAAGACAUUAAAACCUGUAAAUCAAUUCCACCCUGCAUUAAGUUCAAUAUAGUAAUGUUUGUUUCAUGAUAAGAUACAUAUUUUUUUACUUUUGUUUUCAUAUAAUAAGUGAUCAGUAAAGCAACUGUAUACAACAUGAGAGCUUACCAGCAUGUGUCAAGGUGCAGCAAAGUUACUAAAAGAUACUAAACUCUUAGUCUGUGUUUCACAUUAUACACAGAUACUAAACUCUGUGUAUAAUGUGAAAGCAAGCAAUUGAUCAGUCAGUAAUUGGUGAAAAUGUAUACGAAAUACUUGUGUUUGAAACGAACAUUAUUCAAAUGGACUUUAUGCAGUACAUUAUUUGUAUUUUAAACACUGUGAGUAUUCAGCCUAUAUUAAUAUAUUUAUAAAACGAAGCCUGUUUUCUGAAUACAUUAGUAGAGGUAAGCUGAAGACUAUUCCUUAUGUUUUAAAUGGUCUCUGAGGAGGAAAAGCCUGGUAGCGUAUGAAACACUGGAGAAAGCGGUGAAUUCACUCACAUAUUAUCUAGCUCCAGUCCUUUGUGGGAAAGUUUCAAAGCAAAUCUGAAUGAGGGGCACACCUGGGAGAACAUUCAGCGAGGCAGGAGGAGUGUUUGCGAUCGCCAUCUACCCUUUGAUGAUGCUGCAUGUGGCUCUCUUACCCCCAAUCAUGAAUGCAAAUCCUUUCUAAAAUCCUGCAGGUAGAAAUAUUCCCCCUCAUCUUUCUUCUAUACUCGGUACUUGUUCAAUAUAGUUAUAAAUCUAAAAACACAUAAUACGUUCUCUUUGGUUUGGCUAGUUUAGCAUCGAUAUAUAAAAUAAUUGACCCUACUUGAAUGAUGAGCGCUAGAAAGUGGCUAGGGGUAUACAGACUCUUAAAGGACACAUCUAACACAAAAUCUAUUCAGGUAUACCAUUGGUUUCCUAUACUGGAUCCAUAGCUGUAAUUUGUUACGGUCAUUUUUAGUAUUAAAGGUACUAUGAUUAUGUUGCAAUGCUUAUACAUCACCUGCCCUUUGAGGUACUCCAUGUAUAAUAAUGUACAUUUGAAAUAUUUAUAUUGCAGUAUGUAAAUAUUGUUUGAUUUUUUUUUCUGCGUUUAAAAAAUAAUAAUAAAAAAAAUGCUGUGUGCUUGGAUGACUGUUGACCAAUUAUAAAUGCUCAAAUAAAACAAUGUAGCUGCACCCAAACGAUGGGGAAAUGAA
Molecule: messenger RNA, 10253 nt
Organism: Acipenser ruthenus (sterlet)
Lineage: Eukaryota; Metazoa; Chordata; Actinopteri; Acipenseriformes; Acipenseridae
Product: arf-GAP with GTPase, ANK repeat and PH domain-containing protein 3-like
Exons: 18
Coding region: 1217-4936 (1239 amino acids)
Cellular component (GO): nucleus
Molecular function (GO): protein binding; GTPase activity; GTP binding
Source: RefSeq, a predicted model, not a curated record